AUGGCAGACUCCUGUUUUUCUGGGCCCUGUGUUCCCACAGCCUCAGCCGCCUCAGUCUGCUCCAGUGAUGUGAGUUGUGGCAGCAACAUCUGCCUGCCCAGUUCUGGCAUGGGCUCCUCCUGGCAGCUGGACGACUGCCCAGAGAGCUGUUGUGAACCUGGCUGCUGUGGGCCCUCCUGCUGCCCUGCCCCAUGCUGCACACCAGCCUCCUGCCUGACCCUGGUGUGCCGCCCAGUCUGCUGUGUGCCCGCCACCUGCCAGCCAGUGUGUGCACCCAGCCCCUGCCAGUCUGUGUGCACCUCCUCCUGCUCCCCAGACUGCUGCCAGCAGUCUUGCUGCCAGCCCAUUGCCUGUGGGGCUUCCUCCUGCCAGCAGUCCUGCUCCCCAACCCCUAGUUGUGCUGCCUCUCCCUGUGCAGUGCAGUCCUACUGCUGCCUACCCCUCUGCUGCCAGCCCAGCUGCUGCAUUGCCCUCCCUGUGUGCUGCAAGCCCAGCUGCUGUAUGACCACAGCCUGUGCUCCAGCCUCCUCCUGCUGCCAGCCCAGCUGCUGCCGCCCUGCCUCCUGUGUGUCCCUCCUCUGCAGGCCAGUGUGCAGACCAGCCACCUGCUGUGUGCCUCUCUCCUGCAAACCCUCCUGCUGCACCACCACCUCCUCCUCCUCCUGCUGCUGUGCACCCUCCUGCUGUCCAGCCACCAGCUGCUGCCGCCCUUCCUCUUGUGUGUCCCUCCUCUGCCAGCCCACCUGCUGCAAGCCUGCCUGCUGCACUGCCACCUCUGGCCAAAAAUCCUGCUGCUGAACACAGAGUGGUCUCUCUCCCUCUCUCCCCCCACCCCUUCCCGACUUCAGGGGCCUCUGGGACCCAUCCCCAAACAUCAGCAGGAACAACGGCCAGCAUGCCCCUGAAAGGCUUUGAGCCCACCAGGCCAGAGACAACAGGCUGCUCAGAACACCCCAGGCUCACACCGGGCCUCCUCCAUGACCCCAGACCUGCCUCCUGCUCCCAC
This is a messenger RNA of Dromiciops gliroides (monito del monte), 1006 nucleotides long. Its product is annotated as keratin-associated protein 10-3-like. The coding region runs from base 1 to 798 and encodes 265 amino acids. Gene Ontology annotation, cellular component: keratin filament. Lineage: Eukaryota; Metazoa; Chordata; Mammalia; Microbiotheria; Microbiotheriidae. The transcript has a single exon. The record is from RefSeq and is a predicted model, not a curated record.